Tigriopus californicus is the source of this 912-nucleotide messenger RNA. RefSeq names its product protein quiver-like. Bases 1 to 651 code for a protein of 216 amino acids. Gene Ontology annotation, biological process: sleep; regulation of synaptic transmission, cholinergic; positive regulation of voltage-gated potassium channel activity. The record is from RefSeq and is a predicted model, not a curated record. Lineage: Eukaryota; Metazoa; Arthropoda; Copepoda; Harpacticoida; Harpacticidae. The transcript is spliced from 3 exons.
AUGGAACGCGAAGCACCUCUGUCAGAACCUGAACUUCAACCAGAUGAGCAGGGUGACCGUGUCACGUUCUGUCCUCUAAUAGCGGACAAGAAGUCCCACCGUUGGACGAAGGAAGGCUCGUACUCGUCAAUCGGCAGUGAUACGGACGUCAAAUUCCCAGAAGAGACCGUUGUGGUGGGCCGGUCCCUGUCUUCCACAUUUAUACUCCAGUGUCUACUUAUAUUCGCCUUGUUUGCUUUUGGAUACGUCCAAGCAGUCGCGGAGUGCAUGUCUGGGAAUAAUCUGAAAUGCUUUGAAUGCAACAGCCACACAGAUCCUCAUUGUGGAGACCCAUUUAAUUGGACUACAUUGCCACCUCGAAAGCCCUGCGAUGGGUGUUGCGUCAAAAUGGUCCAAGGCAUUGGAACACCCUCUAUGAGCGUCCUUCGCACUUGCACGUCAGAACUGAGCAUCAAUUAUUUUAUGGUGGAUCAUGUUUGCAUGUCGCAAAGCAACCGCAGAGGCCAGCUCUGCUUUUGUGAGGACGACCUUUGUAACCAGGCCCAGAAGCACCAGGCCACGCCCCAUUCCAGUGCACUCACUCUGAUGUCCUACCUCGCUUGUAUGACCACCCUGAGUCGACAGCAUUUCAACUCCGGAUACACUCCCUAAACCCAAUCAUUCACACGCUGAACACAUUUACAUGUUAGCGAAAGAAAACCGAUCGCAUCAAGGCCAAAGCAAGGCAUUUGCUGUAGAAUCAAAAAGACACACGAAUCCUUCCACAUAUCUAGAACAUACCAAUCCGUGUUACCCAUCAUGCCUUCAUCAAGAACCACCUACCUAUAUGGAGAAUGUUUGUAUAGCUUGUCAUGACCUAUCGUUCGUAAUUGUUUGACAUUAUGAUACAAUAGAUUAGUCCUUCCAAUGUGA